Bactrocera oleae (olive fruit fly) is the source of this 1374-nucleotide messenger RNA. RefSeq names its product mitochondrial ribosomal protein L10 (gene mRpL10). Gene Ontology annotation, molecular function: structural constituent of ribosome. Gene Ontology annotation, cellular component: mitochondrial large ribosomal subunit. Gene Ontology annotation, biological process: translation. NCBI's taxonomy places the organism in Eukaryota, Metazoa, Arthropoda, Insecta, Diptera, Tephritidae. The record is from RefSeq and is a predicted model, not a curated record.
ACGCAGUGUUCUAUCGUGAAUUAUCACAAUAUGCGCACAGCUGUCUCAGCUGUUUUGAUUUGUUAGCGGUGUGCUGCGCGUGUGAAAAUAUUUCCUAUUUUUCUGUUAUUGAAGUGAAAUAUUUUAUAGUUUUCACAAAAAAAAUAGUGCGCUUACAAUUGGCGUUGCGUGACAACUUGCGAAAAAUAAAAGUUUACAUAUACAUAGAAAGUAACUAUGGCACAGCUACUCAGAAAAGUAAUGCUGCUAUCCUGUCGUGCGCCUAUCACACAAUCGCAACGCUUCCGUGGUAAAAUCAAUAUACAACGUCCACGUGCGCCCCACUAUGAACGUGCCAAGGUGCUAGCUGCCGCCCAAUAUUCGCCGGCUAAAGUCGAAGAUUCCAAAAAGAAUACAACAUGUUUUCAACGUCGACAACGGGAGGCAGAUAUAGAGAAUCCUUAUAUUGCGGUAAUUGCACGCGAAGUACGUAAUUGGUUUGAACAUUCACGUAUGAUUGGGUUCUAUCACCUGAAUUCAAUCAAUGCUGAUGAGCUCUUCACCAUACGCGCACAACUGCACAAACAAAAUAUGCAUUUAAAAGCUUAUGGUAAAAAAAUUGUACAAAAAGCUGUUGAAGACACACGUUUUGAAGCAAUUUUACCAUUAUUCGAAAGCAAUAAUUGUGUUGUUUUCUCAACCCAACAGCAGGUGUCACAACUUUUGCGUAUUACACGUCGUGUGCCACAAAUGUUAUUAAUGGCUGGUAUCGUUGACGAGCGUUUACUAAGUCGUAAUGAGUUUAUGGCAUAUGCACAAUUACCCGGUCUGCAGGCAGCGCAAGGAGAAUUAGCACAAACACUUAAUAUGGCAGCGGGUAAUGUUGUUCAGCAAUUGGAAACUCAUCAAAAGAAUUUUGUUAAUGUGCUCGAUGUAUACGCAAAGGGUGAAACGAAUGAAAAUACGCCUGCCAAGCAGGCGAAAGAAGAAGACAAGGCGUGAAGUGAAUUAAUAUACACUAGUGCCUAAAUAUUAUAUUUAAUUAAAACAAAUUUUAAUAUACCAUAAUUAAAAACCAAAGUUGUACUUUAAAAAAGAAAUUAUUAACAAAGUGUUUAUGUGUGAAAGUGUGUGUAUGAGUGCUAUAAAUACGAGAAUAACUAGAUAAUAUUUGAAUGGAGCUACUAAGAAUAUAUACUUUGCUGCACUGGCGAAUAUAUGAUUAGGCUUUAGUUUCCACCCUUCAGCAGUCAUCAGCUGUUUCCAAGCGGCCAUUCUACAAAUGUUUACAAAUCCAUAAGAUACACUUUCGUCAUACAUACACACACACACACACAAAAUGUGUAGCUACAAAACAAAGCAGGCACGAUGUAAUGUCAUUAUAUAUUUAUAUAU